Molecule: messenger RNA, 1541 nt
Organism: Dendronephthya gigantea
Lineage: Eukaryota; Metazoa; Cnidaria; Anthozoa; Malacalcyonacea; Nephtheidae
Product: protein ABHD18-like
Exons: 2
Coding region: 1-1485 (494 amino acids)
Source: RefSeq, a predicted model, not a curated record
AUGACGAAGAAAAAGAAUUUGCUUUCAACAAAAAAACGGCUUCUUGUUGCGUCACUGAAUAAUGAUCUUACACGAAGUACCGAAGUGAAAUCAUUCAAAAUGGUGUCAAAUCAUUUCAGCAGGGCCGAUGUUUUAUACAGAAGAAUUGUACGAAAUACAUUCUUUUCCAAAGGCUGGGGAAGUAUAGAAACAUAUCGAGGUUUACAGAAAUUAAAACGAGAUAUAUUUGACGCUGAAAAAUUCAGGGAAAUUGUCCAUAGUGGGAGUGUAAAAAUCGAUAAAGAGUACGAUUCCUCGAAACAAGACCAAUUUUCGAUUGUUGAUGGACAUUUUGUUUCCCCUAUUGCGAAAUAUUACCCAGGAUUGCUACCGAAGGAAAGCGAAAUUGCUUAUUUUCAGGCUAUUAUCCCCAAAGAGCGGCGUAACGAUGGUAAACAGCCGAUGUGUAUUCAACUAGCGGGAACUGGUGAUCAUAAUUUUUGGCGCAGACGAAAUCUUGUUGCGAAACCACUGAUUAAAGAAACAUUAAUUGGUUCAAUACUUUUAAUGAAUCCAUUCUACGGUUGCCGUAAGCCCAAAACCCAAACAAGAUCAAGCUUAAAUCAUGUUGUUGAUUUACUGUUGAUGGGCUGUGCUCUGAUUGUUGAAACCUCGGUGUUGCUAAAUUGGUGUGCGGAUAAAGGUUUUGGACCUCUGGCGGUGACAGGCGUGUCCAUGGGUGGACACAUGGCAUCUCUUGCAGGCACAUUUGUUCCCAAACCUGUAGCUAUCAUACCAUGUUUGGCAUGCACAACUGCCUCUCCUGUUUUUACGAAGGGUGUUUUGAGCAAGGCAGUUGCAUGGUCCGUGUUGGAAGAACAACUUGAAGACUAUUCAUUUCUUGAAGAGCUUCGGCAUAUAUGUCAGAUGAUUGAGUCGGAUGGUUUGAAUGCUAAUAAUCCUGGAAGAACAGCAAUGAAUUUGUCAGCGUUUCCACAGGAGCUAAUGAACAUUAUGAAUAAUUCUGUGGAUCUGAGUUCAAAGUCUAUACCAGAUUAUAAUAUAGAAAGUAUAGUAAAUCGUGAGGUGAUAAAGAAGAAUCCUGUGUAUGAACAAUCAGUUUCAUUUGAAAUGCUUGCAAAAUCUUUUCAGAAACAAGUAGGGAAAAAUAUCCGAGAUAAAAUACCAAAAGAUCUUUCCAUAUUGACCUCAAUACUUGGGAACUCUAAGAAACCCACAAAAUAUCAGAAUGCUGUUGAUUUCUUGAUCUACCUGUUGGACAUAACAACACAUUUAUCUUAUUACAAAAAGCCAGUAGAUCCAUGCUUGUCAGUGUUUGUUCAGGCCCAGUUUGAUGGAUAUAUUCCAAAUAUGGACUGUCCUUCUCCGUUGGAACUUUGGCCAGGCUGCAGAGUGAAAUAUGUAGACUCUGGACACAUCUUUGCAGCUCUUUAUAAACAAGAUGUAUUUAGAAAAAUCAUUUCUGAGACCCUAGAUAAAUGCUAACAGUAAAGAUAGCUACCCCAGUGUCCUGCAUAUCUGUGUUAAAUUAUAUUUACCCA